AGGAGGAGUUUGGAUGUGGGACUAUAAAAGGGGAGCGUUGCAGUCCUGAACUCUACAUUGACAGCUCCUCAGAAUUCGGGGGGCCAUGUCCGCAACUCCUCUGUGGCUGCUGGCCUCACUGGCCUUUACCUUUUUGUCAUCUGUGAUUCAUGCUGCUCCAUUGAAGGUGAUGUCUGCCCCCAACCUGCUGCGGGUAGGAACAGCAGAAAAUAUUUUUGUGGAGUGUCAAGACUGCACUGGGGGCGACAUACAGGUGGACAUAAGCGUGAUGAACCAUCCAACCAAAACCAAAAAACUUGGCUCAGUAUCUGUAACCCUCAAUAAGGGCAACAACUUCCAAGCGUUUGGUGAAGUUACGAUACCGACAGCUGACUUUAAUCUAGAUCCCAAUACGAAGCAGUAUGUAUACCUGCAAGCUCAAUUCCCCGACCGACUCUUGGAGAAAGUUGUGUUAGUCUCUUUCCAGUCUGGAUACAUUUUUAUCCAGACGGACAAGAAUCUCUACACCCCUGACAGCACUGUGAACUACAGGAUGUUUGGAGUGACCCCUAACAUGGAACCUGUUGAGAGAGAUCUCCAAAAUCAAGCUGAUGCUGCUGCUAUAAUCAUUGAAAUGAUGACCCCCGAGGAUAUCGUUUUACCACUUGAAUCAGUCUUCCUGAAGACAGGGAUCUACUCUGGAAAUUAUAAACUUGCUGAAGUUGUCAGUCCCGGUCUGUGGAAAAUUGUUGCCAAGUUCCAAAGUCACCCACAGCAAAGCUUCACUGCACAGUUUGAAGUUAAAGAGUAUGUGCUACCCAGUUUUGAAGUCAAAUUGUUGCCUUUUGUGCCGUUCUUCUACCAGGAUAGUCAAGAGUUUGCUGUUGACAUCAGAGCCACGUAUUUAUUUGGGGAAGAGGUAGAUGGAACUGCCUUUGUGGUGUUUGGGAAUCUAAAGGAUGGCGAAAAGAGGAGCUUUACUGAAUCUCUUCAGUCAGUGCCUAUCGAGAGAGGCCGCGGAGUGGCCACACUCAAGAGAGCGCAGAUAACACAAGUCUUCCCCAACAUUGAUGAGUUGGUGGGAAGUUACAUAUUUGUGUCUGCCAGCGUAUUGACGUUAAGCGGUAGUGAAAUGGUAGAGGCGGAGUUGAGAGGAAUCCAGAUUGUCACUUCUCCUUACAGCAUCCAAUUCCAGAAGACGCCCAAGUAUUUCAAACCAGGGAUGUCCUUUGAUGUGACGGUUAAGGUUUUGAAUCCUGAUGAUACUCCAGCACGUGAUGUUCCUGUGGUGGUGCACCCAGGUGAGGUACAAGGAAUAACCUCAGACAACGGCGUCGCCAAGCUCACUAUCAAUACAGUUGCGCGGGACCCAGUUUUGAAGAUCAAAGCAAACACCAAUGAUCCAAAAAUUCUCAGAGAAAGGCAAGCAGUCGCCCAAAUGGAGGCCCGCCCAUAUCAGACAAACAGCAAUUCUUACAUCCACAUAGGGGUGGACACUGCUGAGCUGGAUUUAGGAGAUAACCUGAAAAUCAAUCUUAAUCUAAACAGGCCACCAGCUGGAGAUACUGACAUAACAUACUUGAUCAUUGGCAGAGGAAAACUGGUGAAACAUGGUCGUCACAGGACGAUAGGCCAAGUUCUGAUCUCCAUCAUCGUUCCCAUUACUAAAGACAUGUUGCCAUCAUUCCGGAUCGUAGCUUACUACCGUCCAAAUAACAAUGAGGUGGUGUCAGAUUCUGUUUGGGUGGACGUGAAGGACUCCUGCAUGGGCACGCUCAAACUGGAAUCAACUAUACCUGCACCAUCCUUUGAGCCUCGCAAACUAUUUGGACUUAAGGUCACUGGAGACCCAGAGGCCACUGUGGGCCUGGUAGCAGUGGACAAAGGUGUUUUUGUUCUGAACAAGAAGCACCGCCUGACCCAGAAAAAGGUUUGGGAAACUGUGGAAAACGAUGACACAGGCUGUACGCCAGGUGGAGGAAAGGACGCAAUGAGUGUGUUUUACGAUGCUGGGCUGGUGUUUGAGACUAACAGUGGACAAGGAACACCUUACAGAAAAGAGCUGAAAUGUCCAUCACCACCACCCAGCAAGAAAAAACGAGCUACAACUCUGUUAGAGGUCACUACAACAUUAGCUGGUAAAUAUGUCGGUACACAGAAGGAAUGCUGUCUGGAUGGCAUGGCGGAGACUCGUCUCUCAUACACAUGUGACAUACGCAGCGAGUACGUUAUUGGUGGACCAGAAUGUGUUGAGGCCUUCCUGUUUUGCUGCAAAGAGUUGGAAGGCCAGAGAGCUGACAUGAAGCAAGAUGCUCUCGUCAUAGCUCGGAGUGAGAAGAGUGAUCACAUCUACAUGGACAACAUUGAAAUUGUUACACGCACAAAUUUCCCUGAAAGCUGGCUUUGGUCUGAUAUCAAACUGCCUCCUUGUCCUCAACAUGCGUCAAACUGUGACACCACAUCACACUUGACUUACGUGCCGAUGCAAGACUCCAUCACAACAUGGCAGUUCAUGGGUAUCAGUCUAUCCAAAACUCAUGGAAUCUGUGUUGGUGAACCCUUAGAAGUAAUUGUAAGGAAGAAUUUCUUCAUUGACCUCAAGCUUCCUUAUUCGGCUGUCCGCGGAGAACAGAUUGAAAUCAGGGCAAUCCUCCACAACUACAGCCCUGAUGAGAUCACAGUGCGUGUGGAUCUGUUUGAGACAGCGGACGUGUGCAGUGCUGCUUCCAAGCGCUCAAAGUUUAGGCAGGAGGUUGAAAUGGGAGCCCAAACUACUAAAGUUGUACCCUAUAUCAUCAUUCCCAUGAAAAAGGGAAAGUUUGGUAUCGAGAUCAAAGCAGCUGUGGCCGGAUCUCAUCUUGGUGAUGGAAUAAUGAAGGAGCUGAAUGUGGUGCAUGAAGGCGUCCUGACAAAAUCUCCUCAAGUUGUAACCCUCGACCCCACUAAAUUGGGUUCAAAUGGUAAACAGGAAGUCAUUAUAAACAGUCAAAUUCCCAAGAGUAAUAUGGUACCAGGCACAGACCCUUUCACACAGAUUUCUGUGAUUGGUAGAGAACAAGUGAGUGUACUGGUGGAGAAUGCUAUAGCUGGAACAUCAAUGGGUAGUCUGAUUUAUCAGCCCGGAGGUUGUGGCGAGCAGAACAUGAUCCACAUGACCCUGCCUGUAAUUGCAACCAUAUAUUUGGACAAGACCAACCAGUGGGAAACUGUGGGCUUUCAAAAACGCAAUGAAGCCCUGCAGCAUAUAAAAACAGGCUACAAAAAUCAGCUUGCUUACCGGAGGAAUGAUGGUUCUUUUGCUGUAUGGGCCGGGAAGGUGGGGAAGGGUAGCAGUUGGCUGACGGCCUAUGUUGCCAAAGUGUUCGCCAUGGGCAACCAAGUAGCGGCAGUGCAAAGAAAUGUGAUCUGUGAUGCUGUCAAGUUUCUCAUUCUCCAUGCACAACAACCUGAUGGCAUGUUUAGAGAAGUAGGCACGGUGUCUCACGGCGAGAUGAUUGGUGACAUUCGCGGUGGAGACUCAGACGCCUCUAUGACAGCCUUCAAUCUCAUUGCAAUGCAGGAGUCACGCCCACUUUGCUCUGACACUAUUAAUAGUUUGGAGGACAGCGAAAACAAAGCUAUUGCUUAUCUGGAAAAACGUCUGCCCAGCCUCACCAACCCAUAUGCUGUAGCCAUGACAUCAUAUGCUUUAGCAAAUAAGAAUAAACUGAACAAAGAGAUCCUCUACAAGUUUUCUUCAUCAGACUUUAGCCACUGGCCUGUGCCUAAGGGUCAUAUUUAUACAUUGGAGGCAACAGCCUAUGGUCUUCUGGCUUUAGUGAAGGCUGGGGCCUUUGAAGACGCCAGACCUGUGGUGCGAUGGUUCAACAAACAGAGGAAGGUUGGUGGAGGCUUUGGGUCAACUCAGGCUACAAUCAUGGUAUAUCAAGCCAUAGCAGAAUAUUGGACCAAUGCCAAAGAGCCAGACUAUGAUCUGAAGGUGGACAUUGAUCUACCUGGCAGAUCAAGACCUAUCAAAUUUAACUUCAACAAGCAAAAUCACCAUGCUUCGAGAACAUCUGAAAUGAAGGGAAUUAACCAGGAUGUGAAAGUAACGGCCGAAGGGAGUGGAGAAGCAACAUUUACAAUGGUGUCGCUGUAUUAUGCCCUGCCUUCCGAAACACAAAGUGACUGUCAGGACUUUGACAUGACAGUUAAGCUUAUCCCUGAAAGAAUUACCGAGGAAGAGAAGAUAUACAAGCUAAAAAUAGAAGUCAUGUAUCUGAACAAAGAACAUGAUGCUACGAUGUCAAUCCUCGACAUUGGCCUGUUGACUGGCUUCCGUGUGGACGAUAGAGACCUGGGCUUGCUGUCUAAAGGUCAUGCUCCAAUCAUUUCCAAGUUUGAGAUUAACACAGUCUUGUCAGAGAAGGGCUCCCUCAUCAUCUACCUGAACAAAGUCUCUCAUAAGCGUCGUGAGGAAAUCAGUUUUAGGAUCAUCCAGACCAUGAAAGUGGGCAUCUUACAACCAGCUGCUGUGUCUGUUUAUGAAUACUACAAUCAGAGGCAAUGUGUGAAAUUCUACCAUCCAGAAAGGAAAGGUGGUCAACUCCUGAAACUGUGCACAAAGAAUGAGUGUACCUGUGCUGAAGAGAACUGCAGUCUUCAAAAGAAAGGUCAAAUCAGCAAUGAUUUGCGUGUAGAAAAGUCCUGCGAGAGUACCCCAACCAACAAGAUAGACUACGUGUACCAGAUAGAACUAGAACAAUUUAAAGAUGGCGGUUCAACUGACAUCUAUACGGCACGAGUGAAGCAAGUCAUCAAAGAAGGAAAUCAAGAUGUGGGUGCCCAAGGCCAACUGCGUACAUUCCUCAGCUAUCCUCACUGCAGGGAUGCUUUAGAACUGGACAUAGGCAAAUCCUACUUAAUCAUGGGUUCAUCGAGAGAUAUUCACAGAGACGACGAGAGAAAAACGUUUCAUUAUAUUCUUGGAGAAACAACCUGGAUCGAAUACUGGCCUACGACUGCAGAAUGUCAAACCCCACAGCACAGACCUACUUGCUUAGGCAUGGAGCUCCUGAUAAGGAAGUAUGAAGAUCGUGGAUGUGAACAGUAGUUAAAAGUCAAGAACAUCAACUGAAAAUAUUUUUCCAAUACUCUCAACAUGUAAAGCUUCCUUUAUUAUGUCAUUAAAUGUUACACAAAUUUCAUUAAAGUUAAAUGGUUGCAAAAA
Corythoichthys intestinalis (scribbled pipefish) is the source of this 5191-nucleotide messenger RNA. Its product is annotated as complement C3-like. Gene Ontology annotation, molecular function: endopeptidase inhibitor activity; protein binding. Gene Ontology annotation, cellular component: extracellular region. The transcript is spliced from 43 exons. The coding region runs from base 86 to 5074 and encodes 1662 amino acids. The record is from RefSeq and is a predicted model, not a curated record. NCBI's taxonomy places the organism in Eukaryota, Metazoa, Chordata, Actinopteri, Syngnathiformes, Syngnathidae.